CAACAUGCAAUGCUCUCUACUGCCCGCCUAACCAACACUGUGUGGAGAAAGUCCCCGGAGGCGCUGGGACUUGCGAAUGCGCUGCAGGAUACGUCGCGCGAGGCAAAUACUGUGAUGCCACAUGCGCAGUCUAUGAAUGCGGUCAAAACGAAGUAUGCGAGAUGGUGAACCUCAGACCAACGUGCAACUGCAAGCCAGGAUAUCUCGGGGUCCCAGGAUUUUGCAAGCCGCCGUGCUCAAUACGAGUGUGUGGUCUCAACGAGGAGUGUGUGGAGAGGCAAGACACGUCUUACUGCCGAUGCAAGUUCGGAUACAUGCAAACUCCUUAUCGCACCUGCGCGC
This is a messenger RNA of Closterium sp. NIES-65, 342 nucleotides long. Lineage: Eukaryota; Viridiplantae; Streptophyta; Zygnematophyceae; Desmidiales; Closteriaceae. The record is from the annotation of a GenBank genome assembly.